Strongyloides ratti is the source of this 2649-nucleotide messenger RNA. Its product is annotated as WH2 domain and Formin, FH2 domain-containing protein. The transcript is spliced from 3 exons. Gene Ontology annotation, molecular function: actin binding; microtubule binding. Gene Ontology annotation, biological process: actin filament polymerization. Gene Ontology annotation, cellular component: cytoplasm; actin filament. The record is from RefSeq and is a predicted model, not a curated record. NCBI's taxonomy places the organism in Eukaryota, Metazoa, Nematoda, Chromadorea, Rhabditida, Strongyloididae. The coding region runs from base 1 to 2649 and encodes 882 amino acids.
AUGUUCUCUGGACAUCCUAUUUUGGCCGAAAUUCGUCAAGGAACUCGUUUACGACCAACAAAAACUGUUGAUAAAAGUAAACCUGUAAUUGUAGCUGAUGGGGAAACAUUAAAUACAUUACUUGAUGAAUCAAAAAUACCUAAUAAACCUCUUAAUUGUGAAAAUUCUUUAUCUAACAAAGUAGAUGGUAUUCCUCCACCACCACCACCAAUACCUACAUCAAAUAUUCCACCUCCACCAGUACCACCUAUUGGAGGAGUUUCAAAACCAAAAACAGUAAAUCAACCGGUAAAUACAAAGUUUCAUAAUUUAGGUGGAAAAGUAACAAUUGAUCAAGAUGAAUUUAUAAAAUCAAUUCAACAUGGAUUUAAGCUAAAGCCAACAGUCACAAAUGAUAAAAGCGGCUUAAUUUUUGAUGAAGAACAACUUGAAAUUAUUAAUGCUGCUAAAAACCAAGAUGAUUCUAAUAACGGGAAAAGAAAAGUAUUAGUAGAAUUUAAAAAACCAGAAGAAACUUUAUCAACACAACAACAACCACCACCACCACCACCUCCACUAAUGAAUGUCCCAAUGCCGCCACCUCCCCCACCUGGUUUAAGAAUAGCUAAUAAUGACAGUCAUAAUGUUAUUAAAAAACAAGGUAAACCUAUUACAAAUCCAAAAUUACUUGCAUUAGGAGGUGGUUCGGCAAUAAAUGUAGAUAAAGAUGAAUUUUUAAAUUCUAUUAAAAGUGGUUUAAAAUUAAAAAAGGUUGAGGUACAUGAAAAAAAUCAACUAUUUUUUGAUGAUGAAGAACUUCAACAUUUAAGUAAAGUUAGAGAUGAAACAAAAGCAUCAAGUUCUAAUUUAUCAUCUUAUACAGCAUCAAGUGAAAAUUUAUUAAAUUCUUCCUAUGCAACAUCAACAUCAUCACUUCAUAAUGGUGAUAGUUACUCAUCAACAUCAUCCUUAUUAAUGGAUAGUACAGGAUCACAUGAACCAAUUAAAAAAAAAGAAUUUAAAUGGAAAGUACGUGAUGUUAAAGAAGAAACACCACCUGCACAUAUUGAUGCUGGAUGGAAUGAGGAAGAAAAGAAAUGGAAUCCAGAAAAGAUACAAGAUGAGAUACCAAAAGGGUCUGCUAAAGCAAGAAUUGCUAUGCUUGCCAAACUUACAGGUUCAAAUGAAUCUCUUUCUUCUAAUGGAAGUGGUAGUAUUAGUAAAUAUAAACCAUCACAAAUUAAAAAAGAUUUAUUUGAAAAGAAAGAUGAUACUAAAUCUAAAAAUGAAGAAAAUAAAAUUAUAAAACCAGUGAAAAAAUUAGAUUAUACAAUGUUUGAAAAUAAUAAUAAUGAUAAAAAUUAUAAUAAUAAUAGUUAUAAUAAAAAUAAAUAUAUCAAUAAUUCCGAUGAAAAAAAAGUUGCAAAAAAAUUUGGUGAAAAAAAAAGUAAUAUUGAAGAUAGUUUUGAUUUUGAUGGUAUUACUCUUAAUGAUGAUGAAGCUAAUGAAAUAAUGAAAGAAGCUAUGAAAUUGGAAGAAAAACCUAUACCAAAACCAUUAGAUAGAUCAUUAUAUGAAGCUAAAUUUGGUGGUUCAACAAAUUCACUAUCUGAUAAUACAUUAAAUGAUAGAAGAGAUAGAGAUAUUACACCAAAACCAUUAGAUAAAUCAUUAUUAACAUCACCAUUUAUUAAUAAUACAUCCACAGAAUUACCAACAUCAGCACAACCUUCUCCAAGAGCUUCACCUGGUCGAUUUGAUAAAGAAGAACUUGAAGCUAAAUUUGGUGGUGGUCAAACAAUUAAUUCUACCAAUAACAAGGAUGAUUUUAAACAGAAUAAAGAAGUUAUUAUUAAAAUUGAACCACAAAAAGAAGUGAAAAAAAAAUUUAUUAAAAAAGAAAAACCGUUAUCAUCAACAUUAAAUAUAUUACCAGUACCAAGUGAUGAAAUUAAUAAACCAAAAGUUGCUGUAAAUGGAAAAAUUAAAAGUAAUGAAGAAUUAAAUAUACCAUUAAAUAUUGAUACAAAAAAUACUUCAUUAAAAACUGGUACAGUUAGUGCUUUAAGAAAUCAAUUCCAAAAAUCUGUUACACCAUCACCAGAAAAUAAUACUUUAGGAACAUUAUCAUCAUCAGUAAAAUCAAGAAGUUUAAGUCCAUUAGCUGUUGAAACUGAUGGAAUAGUUAGUCCCUCCUUAUCACAAUAUAAAACAGCACCAACAAGUGCGGUUAGUUGUAGAACAGUUAAUACAAAUUCAGAAUCAUCUUCACCAAUAUCAAUAUCACCAGUUUCCUCUAACGAUAGUAUUAAUGGAAUUAAAAACACUGGUAAUAAUUCAAAAGAAUUUUCAAAUGGAUCAUCAACAUUUGGUAGAUAUAAUCCAAAAAAUAAUAAUUCUAAUGCAUCACGAUUUGAAGAGUUAAGGAAAUCAUUUAAUGUUAAAAAAGAUGAUACUCAAUUGACUUCAAAACUUGGUAAUAAUAAUUCAUCUCCAAUAAGUGGUGAACAUAUAUGGAAACAAGCAAUAAAAGAUAAAACUAGUAGUAAGAAUGUAAAUAAUAACAAUAAUAAUAAUAAUAAUAAUAAUAUUAGUAAUGAAAAAGAUGGUAUAAAAAAAAAUAGAGCUGUACCAAUUAGAUUGACAAAUGAAUAUAAAAGAUUCCGAUAA